AUGCUUAAAACGAAGCUGCCCGUGAGAACCGCGGAGGCAGGAGAUGAUACGGCGGAGGAACAGCCGGAUCUCCAUAUUCCCAGAUCGGUCUCUCCCACGAUCUCCGACAGGCUCGAAGAUUCAUCCAGACACCCAGGAUAUCCAUCUCAAUUGGACAAAGAGACCGUUUUCGAGUGGUUUGGUUUGCAUCUAAAUCCUGCCAAGCGGAUCGAGUUCAUGUGCGGACUGCUGCAUAUGUGCCAGCCGCUCGAACUCCGGUUUUUGGGCUCCUGUCUGGAAGACUUGGCACGGAAAGAUUACCCAAUUCUACGGGAUGUCGAGAUCAGGGCGAACUGUCCGAAUGAUUUGGGCAUUUUAUCUGAUGUUAUCGACCCGGUGGUGCGCUCCAAACUGCUGGUCUGCUUAUCUCUUCUGCGAUCUGACAGCAAGGAGUGUGCGGGAAUACUAUUUCAGAUAUUGAACCAUAUGGAUCCCUCCUUGUUCUACAAAAACUAUCCCGGUUAUUCUGUUUCUCCUUCAGGGACCCGUUCCAUCCUUCGCGUGUGGACGGGAAAACGUUCAGGAGAACAGAGCAUAUUUGCGGGCGUCCAAUAG
Oncorhynchus gorbuscha (pink salmon) is the source of this 594-nucleotide messenger RNA. RefSeq names its product zinc finger CCHC domain-containing protein 2-like. The record is from RefSeq and is a predicted model, not a curated record. Bases 1 to 594 code for a protein of 197 amino acids. NCBI's taxonomy places the organism in Eukaryota, Metazoa, Chordata, Actinopteri, Salmoniformes, Salmonidae. The transcript has a single exon.